Messenger RNA from Aspergillus heteromorphus CBS 117.55, 429 nucleotides. RefSeq lists its product as uncharacterized. The record is from RefSeq and is a predicted model, not a curated record. Bases 1 to 429 code for a protein of 142 amino acids. The transcript is spliced from 2 exons. NCBI's taxonomy places the organism in Eukaryota, Fungi, Ascomycota, Eurotiomycetes, Eurotiales, Aspergillaceae.
AUGGAAUCCUAUGCUGAUACUUCUGUCCAGGUCACCUGGGGCAAAAACACCAGUUCGGAGCCCUCUGACGCUAUUCACACCGUUGACCAAAACGGCGGAGACAUCAACGCGGGACAAGGUGGAGACUACGUCUGGCUGUCUCCAAAGUGGCAAUCCAAUGAAUCUAACGCAGUCUCCAACGUCCGCAUAAUCAUCCAGGCAAACGCGGAUUCCAGCUACAAGGACCUUGCUCAUGGUGCGGGCGGUGACUACCGAUACCUGAGACUUGAACGCGACGGUGACAAGAAGAUCACUGAAAUCCGCCUCCUUCGCCGCAAGGACAGUGUUGACUUUGGAACUGUCCAGUCGCUCGGCUUCGACGCGUAUUCCACUGAUAUCAACAAGGGUCGGGGUGGAGACUUCCUUUACCUUGUCUGGAAGCUCAGCUAA